This is a messenger RNA of Kluyveromyces marxianus DMKU3-1042, 2253 nucleotides long. It is a transcript of the gene CWH41, whose product is annotated as mannosyl-oligosaccharide glucosidase. The record is from RefSeq and is a predicted model, not a curated record. Gene Ontology annotation, cellular component: endoplasmic reticulum membrane. Gene Ontology annotation, molecular function: Glc3Man9GlcNAc2 oligosaccharide glucosidase activity. Gene Ontology annotation, biological process: protein N-linked glycosylation; oligosaccharide metabolic process. Lineage: Eukaryota; Fungi; Ascomycota; Saccharomycetes; Saccharomycetales; Saccharomycetaceae. The transcript has a single exon. Bases 1 to 2253 code for a protein of 750 amino acids.
AUGGAUGCACAAGGGCUGUCUAAGGUUAGACACUUUGUUGAGCAAGGAGACAAACUUGAUAAAUACGGUUGGGUUUGGUAUGAUCCUAGAAUUGGUGGGAAAGAGAUGAUAAUUGACUCCGAAAACAACAUGAAAUUGAACUUCACAUUUGUGAAGUCACAUAGCGGUGAAAAUUGGGCCAUUCAGGUGGAAGGAAACAAAAUAAGGGAAGCUGAUACGGCUGAAUCCAUUGUUUUGUAUAUGAAACAGAAUGGUGGUGAAGGUUCCACAAGCUUCUUAAAAGAGGAUAGAUCUCAUGUGAAAAGGAGUAAUAAGAAUGAAAUCUCCUUCUCAGGACAUUCGGGACAACUUGGGGCCUAUUCAGUGAGAAUUUACAGCGACCAAAAUGAUUUUUACAAAAAUGAUAAAGUCAUGCCUUUGAGUUCUGAUUGUGAUCCUUCUAAACCUUCAGUUCUUUCAUUGAACAUACCAGAUGAUCAAUUAUGGAAAGCAAAAGAUGUUUUCCAAACUAUUUUGGGUGAUUCAAUUAAGGCACACAUGGAAUCACAAGCAGAGUUGAAUCCUUACUCGGUUCCCAGCAUUUUGACCAUACGUAACAUCCACAACUUUCCAGCUGGAAAUGUCCAAUAUGUCCAACAAACUUUCCAGAAUCACUUCAAAUUCAACAUCAUAUUCAACAAAAAGAGCUCAUCUGAUCAAAUAGAGCCUAAUUCUGUGGAUCAUCUGAUAUUGUUAGCUGAAGACUUAGUUAAACAAAAGUUUGACUCGAAAUUUAACAUCCCUGAAAGCUCCAAGUUCAAGACCUUUGCCGAAGAAACGUUCUCAAACUUACUAGGAGGUCUCUCAUAUUUCCAUGGGACUCAACUUGUCGAUAGAAAGACACAAUUUGAUAGUGAGAGCUUCGAGAAAUUUGAAUUGUUGAAUUCGAAUGAAGAAGGUCCAUUGGAACUUUUCUCCAUGGUCCCCAGUAGAGCCUUUUUCCCAAGAGGUUUCUACUGGGAUGAGGGAUUCCAUUUAUUGCAACUAAUGGAUUAUGAUGCCGAUGUGGCAUUUGAAAUUUUACAAAGUUGGUUCAAUCUAAUAGACGAGGAUGGCUGGAUCCCUCGUGAAGUUAUCCUUGGUGAUGAAGCUCGCAGCAAAGUUCCAGAAGAAUUUCAGGUUCAAAAUCCGAAUAUUGCUAACCCUCCUACUUUAUUACUUGCAUUCAGUGAGUUUUUGAAUAAGGCCAAGACUCUCCAAGAGGAAAUUCUCGAUGUGCAUUUGGAACAAGAGUAUUCCACUAACAAUGUUUAUUCUAACGGUGAUAUUCUAAAUAAGAAUCCCGAACUUUUGAUUUCAUAUGCUAAAAACAUCUACCCGAAAUUGCUUAAACAUUACGAGUGGUUCAGGGACACUCAAAAGGGAUUGCUCGAAGAAUAUAUGGAUGUUCCUGAAAUUUCUUCAAAAGCUCACGCUGAUGAAGCCUACAGAUGGGUAGGACGUACGUUCACCCAUUGUUUACCAAGCGGUAUGGAUGACUAUCCGCGUGCGCUCCCACCCGAUGUUGCAGAACUUCAUGUCGACGCUUUGUCAUGGGUUGGUGUCAUGACUAGAUCCAUGAAACAAAUCGCCACAGUGCUUGAUCUUGAAGAAGAUAUUCAGAAGUUUACUACUAUAGAGAAUAAUAUUAUAGAGAACCUAGAUGUUUUGCAUUGGAACGACGAGAAAAAACUAUACUGUGAUAUAACCUACAACGAUGAGGCAGUGGAGGAUACUGAUCUUAGAAAAUUUGUGUGUCAUGAAGGAUAUGUUUCUUUACUACCCUUUGCACUAAAACUCAUUCCUUCCGAAAAUAUUGAACGUCUAGAGCAUAUCAUUGAUACAAUGAGUAACAAUGAAACUCUCCGUACUCCAUUCGGUUUACGUUCUUUGUCAAAGCAAGACGAAUUUUAUGACACUGGUGAAGUCUAUUGGAGGGGUCCUAUUUGGUUAAACAUAAACUACCUCUGCUUGGACGCAUUAAAAUCUUAUUUCCAAGAGUCUCCGCUAAGGAAUUCGAAGCAAGUUAACAAAGAACUUUUCCAGAAAGCUAACGACCUCUACAAACAGUUAAGACGUGACAUCAUCGAAAAUGUAUACUCUGUUUGGAAACAAGACGGUUAUGUGUACGAGCAGUACAACCAUAAGACAGGAAAAGGAUCCGGAGUUCAGCAUUUCACUGGCUGGACAGCAUUAGUAGUGAACAUGAUCGGCAAACUACCCGACGAACUCUAA